Molecule: messenger RNA, 2767 nt
Organism: Myxocyprinus asiaticus (Chinese sucker)
Lineage: Eukaryota; Metazoa; Chordata; Actinopteri; Cypriniformes; Catostomidae
Product: homer protein homolog 3-like
Exons: 11
Coding region: 444-1580 (378 amino acids)
Biological process (GO): G protein-coupled glutamate receptor signaling pathway; regulation of store-operated calcium entry
Cellular component (GO): dendrite; cytoplasm; plasma membrane
Molecular function (GO): G protein-coupled glutamate receptor binding
Source: RefSeq, a predicted model, not a curated record
GUCAAUGUAAGUGAAGUGAACACUGUACUCAGGGGGCGCAGAUUACUUGAGACAUUUCACAAUGAGGACUCUGCUAAACGGAAUAUCGGAGUUGCACGCGUAUUUCGUGCCUUUGAACAGUUGGGGAAUACCGAGGCCGUUGCAGAAAAACUAAUAGGACUAUGAGUGCGAGAAAUCGAGAGCCAACUGGGACACUAGACAAAGGAUCGCUCGAUUUCUAUAAAAACACGCCAUAACGGAGCAAACAAAGAACAACAACUGUUUUUACAGUUAGAUUGCUGUCUGGUUAGCGACAUUUAAAAAAGGAUAGAUUGGACUGAAACCGAAGCUCCGUGGAGGGGGAAAGGGGGAAAAGCUGGAGUGAUAGAAAUAUCCUGAUUUACUUAAGUGAAAAUGGGAACCAUCAGAACACUCAACAGAAUAUCUUCAUUCAACCUUUUUGCAUGACUGAAAAGACCUUGAAAAUUUGGAGCCAGCUCAUGUAUAGGUAUUGUGUAGUAUGGGAGCAGCCACUUUUCAGCGUGAAGGCACACGUCUUUCAAAUUGACCCGGCCACUAAGCGAAAUUGGAUUCCGGCCAGCAAACACGCUGUCUCCGUUUCCUUCUUCUAUGAUGCCGGCAGGAGUGUGUAUCGCAUUAUCAGCGUGGGAGGCACUAAGGCAAUUAUAAACAGCACCAUCACUCCAAACAUGACCUUCACAAAAACGUCGCAGAAAUUUGGCCAGUGGGCAGACAGCAGGGCAAACACAGUUUAUGGUUUAGGAUUUGCCACAGAACAACAGCUUCAACAGUUCUCCGAGCAGUUUAAGGAGAUUAAAGAGGCAGCACGUCUUGUCCGGGAUAAAUCGCAGGAGAAGUUUGAGUUGCUGAGUCCUGGUUUAAACACCACUGCUCCACAGCUGUCCCAGGCACUGCCUGUGGACCACCACUCUUCUCCGCUGCUCGGUGUCAAUGGCUCCGGUGAGGAUAAAUUGUUUCGCAGCAAGAGUGCUGAUAUGGAGCUGUCCACAGAGAAAGAGCAGAUGAGGAAAAUGCUUUCUGAAGGGUCAAUAUGCGAGAUAAACUCUGAGGCCGAGCUUUUUUCUCUACGGGACAGCAACGCUAAGUUGGUUGCAGCUCUUCAUGAAGCGAACAGCAGCAUUGAACAAUGGAAAAAGCAAUUAGCCGAGUAUCAGGAAGAAACCGAACGACUCCGAGAGCAGGUCGCAGAGCUGGAGGCUCAGGGCGGGGGUUCUGCCUCCAGUGAGAGAGGUGGUGAGGAUCUCACACAAUCAAUUGCAGAGAUGGAGGCUCUUAUAAAAGCUAAAGAUGAGGAUAUAAAGUGUCUGCAAGAGAAGAAAUCAGAUUUUAGUGAGCUGGAGAAAGAAAGGGAAGAGGCCAGCAAAAGAAUGCAGGACCUGGAGGUGAAAAAUGUAGAGCUGGAGAGUCGAGUGCAAACAGCAGAAAAGGCUUUAGCUUCUUCCCAGGUUGCCCGGAACAAUGUGGAGAGUGAAGUGCAAAAGGCCAUUGAAACUUUAGACGUCAAGAUCUAUGACCUGAGUGACUUGCGGCAGAACUUAGCCAAGCUGCUGGAGAAAUGACCAGAUGUUGCAAAACCAUACCACAAAGAUUCCAUUAUGGGAAACUUCUAGAAACUUCUCUACUGGAAUGUUCCCCAGCAGCACAACUUACAAGCCAGCAGUUUGUCAUAGUACUAAGCUGUAUCAAAAACUAGAUAGGUAUGACAAAACCAGAGCAUGAAAAACAAAAAAAGAAUUCGGAUGAAGUUGCUGAUUUGCUUCCAUCUUAAACAUUUGCUUUCUGACAGCUGAGUGUCGUGAGUGUAUCUUACCAGAUGCUUCACACUGAACAUGGCUUGUGUUUGCCUGAAGUAAAAUCCUAGGGAACUGUCAAAAAGACUGAAGCUUUCUCUAGGCAGGUUUCAGAGCUGUGAGUGGCACUAGAUAUCAAUAGCUGGAUUGUUCUUGACUUGUGAAAGAUAUGUGAUUUGGACGUGAUCUUGGACUAGCUUUCGAAAUUAGUCAUUAGAACACUUUGAACGGGAUAUUCUGUUGAUAUAAGCUAUACUGUUCAAUGUAUUUACCAGUAUUAUUGUGAUAUAUAUACAAGUAGAAUUCAGGAAUAAAAAUAUCCUAAAGUAUCUCAAUAUUUAUGGACACCAGCAUGUCUUUGUUAGGACAUUUAUUAAGAGGUUUAAUGGCUUGUAUAAUCACUCUGGCCAUUAACAGUUCCUUUUACAAGGCUCAUAAAGCUAGAUUGAUUUAGGGCUCUGUUAUUGACAACUCAAAGCACAUAGCACUAACAAAAACAUGGUAUUUCUCUUAGAAACAAACAAUACAGUAACUAGGGUGAAUAGUUAAUCUUAAUUUCCCUUCGUCAUUUUCUAGCAAAUUCAUUAUUUUAGCUGAUCUGCUGCCGUCUAUGUCUAAAUAUGUAAGUAGGUACUGAUGCAUUUCUGCAAGCUGGAUCAACUUAUUUGGAGAGCACUCGAAUUCAAUUAUCACACUCAGAUCAGUUCAAAACAGCAUUUUUAAAUGCAACAACCCUUUAGGGACCUCAGCAUGCAUCUUUAUACCAACCUUUAUACAAUCAUUAUACAGACAUGAGUCUGUCAUGUCUUAAACCUAAACAUUAACUCUAAGUGUUGAUUUUACCUUGCUUGGACAUUGCUUUCAUUUGCCCUACAAUCACACUUAUGCUAUUUUUCUAUUGUGUGCCUGUUGUUUGUGGUUUUCUAUGAAUUCCCAAUAAAAGUAUUUGCUUAAUG